UUUUUUUUCCCCCAACAAUGGGGCUGGUAGCUUGCUUUUCUGUUGAGUUUCUGCUGUUUUUAGCAGUUGUAUUGUCUGUGGAACAGUGGUCAGGGUUUCAACAAGGCCAGGCUCCAGUAAGAUUCCAACAACAGCAGACAUCAACUUCAGCUUCUCAGCAAGCUCCACAAGGAUCAGCAUAUUUCCAGGCUUCAAGGACUGGAAUGUCUUCUAUGGUAGAUCCAUGGAGACUUAUUCAAGAAGGCAACUCUCAAUCCAAGCAGCUGAUGCAGGGUCCUGUGGCACCAUUGACCUGGCAGUAUCCCCUAAUGCCUGAAGAGCCCCUGAUGCCUGAAGUGCCCUUUGAGCUACGGACACCUAGUCCUUCUGUGAGCGUAGCAGCACGAUGCGGGGAGAACUUUGUGCAGGUUGAGGUUAAGAAAGAUUUCUAUGGCAACGGUCAGUUUGUAGACCCUGCCUUCCUAAGUUUGGGAGGCUGUGGAGCUGUAGGGGAAGAUCCUGAUGCUCAAAUUCUUAUCUUUGAAACUGAGCUCCAGACAUGUGGCAGUUCUCUGACGAUGACUGCUGAUGCGCUUGUGUACACAUUCACUCUACGCUACACUCCUGAGACUGUAGGUGGAACUCCCAUCGUGAGAGCAGAAGCAGCUGUUGUUCCAAUUGAGUGUCAUUAUCCGAGGUUGCACAAUGUAAGCAGCAAUGCGUUGAUUCCUGCUUGGGUUCCGUUUGCUGCAACAAGAGUUGGAGAGGAGGUUCUUGUCUUUUCUCUCAAGCUUAUGACUGAUGACUGGAUGUUUGAGAGGCCUGCCAAUCAAUAUUUUCUGGGUCAGUUUAUGUACUUUGAAGCUUCCAUGAAACAGUACAACCAUGUUCCUUUGCUUAUUUUCAUCGACGAGUGUGUGGCUACUGCGGUCCCUGAUGUGAACACCGUUCCAAGAUAUUCUUUUGUUGAGAAUCACGGGUGCAUGGUUGAUGCAAAGCUUACAGGUUCACCUUCCCGUUUCAUGCGCCGAGUUCAGAAUGACAAGCUGCAGUUUCAGUUGGAGGCAUUCAGGUUUCAACAGGCUGGUAGUGGCUCGGUGUACGUUACAUGUGCUUUGAAGGCUGUCAUUGCUUCAACUCCCACUAAUCCGGAGAGCAAGGCUUGCUCCUUUGCCAAUGGUUGGACCUCUGCAGAUGAAAAUGAUCAGGUGUGCAUGUGCUGUGAUUCCACGUGUGGCUACAGUAGGAAAGGGAGAUCUUUGUCUGAUUCAGGCCUGGUUUCAGAAGGUGAAGCAACUAUUGGCCCUAUUGUGAUAUCUGAAUGAGGUGACCAAUAAAAACUUAAACUGGAUAUUGUGAUGUGGGUUUUCUUAACAUUUGGUAUACUGAAUUUGUUUUCUAUCACUUUAAAAUUCUGCAAACAUGACCAACAAUGCUAUGUUUGUGUAAAGCAAUGGAAAUAUUGCUAU
This is a messenger RNA of Triplophysa rosa, 1448 nucleotides long. RefSeq names its product zona pellucida sperm-binding protein 3-like. The record is from RefSeq and is a predicted model, not a curated record. The transcript is spliced from 8 exons. Gene Ontology annotation, biological process: binding of sperm to zona pellucida; positive regulation of acrosome reaction; egg coat formation. Gene Ontology annotation, cellular component: extracellular matrix. The coding region runs from base 18 to 1304 and encodes 428 amino acids. Gene Ontology annotation, molecular function: acrosin binding. NCBI's taxonomy places the organism in Eukaryota, Metazoa, Chordata, Actinopteri, Cypriniformes, Nemacheilidae.